Olea europaea var. sylvestris is the source of this 1907-nucleotide messenger RNA. Its product is annotated as probable L-cysteine desulfhydrase, chloroplastic. Lineage: Eukaryota; Viridiplantae; Streptophyta; Magnoliopsida; Lamiales; Oleaceae. The coding region runs from base 185 to 1492 and encodes 435 amino acids. The record is from RefSeq and is a predicted model, not a curated record. The transcript has 2 exons.
UAAACUAUCCCUUCUCCUGUCCCAUCCUAUACCACUUGUACACUAUUUCUUUGUCUUCUCUGCUCUGUUAAUGGUAGCUUCCUUGUCAUCAAACCAUUAUUUUACGCACUUCUCAAUUUCCAUCUCUCUGUGACUUUCACUUCCCGAAACCUCAAACAUUGCCCUUCCAACCCCCACUGCUCAGAUGGCCUCUCUACAACCCUUCAAUUGUGCCACUCCAAAACCCAAACCCAUAACCCCUUCAGAAAUUAUUGCUGAAUUCUCACACCAUGAUCCCUCAAUCGCCCGCAUAAACAACGGUAGCUUCGGUUGCUGCCCCUCCACCAUUAUUGCCGCCCAGCAAAACCACCAGCUUCACUUCCUCGAACAACCCGAUAACUUCUAUUUCAACAUCUUAAAGCCCUCCAUCCUUAAGACCCGCCAAAUUAUCAAGACCCUUAUCAACGCCGACCAUGUUGAUGAAAUUUCUAUUGUCGAUAACGCUACAACUGCCGCCGCCAUCGUUCUUCAGCACACCACCUGGUCUUUUUUCUCGACCCUGUUUCAACCGGGCGAUUCCGCUAUUAUGCUCCACUAUGCCUAUGGGGCUGUCAAGAAAUCGGUUCAAGCGUACAUUACUCGCGCCGGCGGCCAUGUUAUCGAGGUUCACCUUCCUUUCCCUCUUAAAUCGAAUUCUGAAAUUAUAGAAGAGUUCCGAAAGGCCCUUCAGAUGGGCAAAGCAAAUGGUCGGAAAAUUCGAUUAGCCGUGAUUGAUCACAUUACUUCGAUGCCUAGCGUUAUAAUUCCCGUUAAAGAGUUGGUUCAGAUGUGUAGAGAUGAGGGCGUGGGUAGGAUUUUCAUAGACGCAGCCCACGCGAUAGGGAAUGUCAAGAUAGACGUGAAGGACAUAGGUGCUGAUUUUUACACCAGUAAUUUGCAUAAGUGGUUCUUUUGCCCACCCUCUGCGGCAUUUUUGUAUUGCAAGAUGUCAGACGAGUUAUCAGACUUGCACCAUCCGGUGGUUUCACAUGAAUAUGGGAAUGGGUUGGCAAUGGAGAGUGCAUGGAUUGGGACGAGGGAUUACAGCCCACAGCUUGUGAUGCCGGAGGUGAUGGAGUUUGUGAGUAGAUUUGAGGGUGGGAUUGAGGGGAUAAUGAGGAGGAAUCACGAGAAGGUUGUGGAGAUGGCGGAGAUGUUGGUGAAGGCAUGGGGGACGGAAUUGGGCACACCUCCAGAUAUGUGCUCAAGUAUGGCGAUGGUGGGACUGCCCCCUUGUUUGGGGAUUAAGAGUGAUGCAGAUGCAUUAAAGUUAAGAACACAUUUGAGGGUGUGUUUUGGGGUUGAGGUGCCAAUUUACUAUAGGGCGCCAGUGGAGGGGGAGAUUGAUCCAAUAACAGGGUAUGCAAGGAUUUCUCAUCAGGUGUACAAUACUGUUGAGGAUUACUACAGAUUUCGAGAUGCUGUAAACAAGCUAGUCAAGGAUGGUUUUUGUUGCAGUUUUCUUACAUCAUGAGAAGCUUGAUGGAGAAUCAUGUUCAGUUAGCGCAACCCCUUGAACUUCAAAAUUUUAGAAGACGGUGAAGAGUAGAAUGGAGCAGGACCUAAAAACAGCAUUUGCUCUUUCCUCCUCACAUUUUAGAUACAAAGAGCUGGCAGGUACAAUAAUGUUGACUUGUCUUGAUCGUGCGCAGGAGCUACUUCGUGAAAGAUGUCUCAAAAACCAAAUAACUAUGGAUGCUUUACCCAUUGGCCGUCUAGUUAAUCUCAACUUCAAAUUUUUAGAUGACUUUAUCACCAACGGUAGACGAUUUUAUUCUCAACUUUUAAAAGUUGUAUAUUGUGAAGUUGUUUGAAAUAAUCAGCAUACCUCUUUCUCACUUUUCUUCAUAUUAUUGAAUACUCUGGCAUUGAGUUGGAGUUUUAUGGUA